Leptonychotes weddellii (Weddell seal) is the source of this 1730-nucleotide messenger RNA. The record is from RefSeq and is a predicted model, not a curated record. Lineage: Eukaryota; Metazoa; Chordata; Mammalia; Carnivora; Phocidae.
CGAGGCGCCGCCGGCGCGCCAGCAGGAUGCAGGCCAUGGACACGGCCGCGGCGGAUUUGUACGAGGAGGAUGGCAAGGACCUGGCGGGCUACGACUUCGAGCCGCUCCCCACUCUGCCAGAGGACGAGGAGAACGUAUCCCUGGCCGACAUCCUGUCGCUGCGGGACAGUGGCCUCAGCGAGCAGGAGGCGUGGGCCGUGUGCCUGGAGUGCAGCCUGUCCAUGAGGAGCGUCGCCCACGCGGCCAUCUUCCAGACCCUGUGCAUCACACCAGACACUCUGGCGUUCAACACCAGCGGGAACGUGUGCUUCAUGGAGCAGCUCAGCGAUGACCCCGAGGGCGCCUUUGUGCCCCCCGAGUUCGAUGUGACCGGGAACACCUUCGAGGCUCACAUCUACUCUCUGGGGGCCACGCUGAAGGCAGCCCUUGAGUACGUGACUGAGCCCGAGCCGGAGCCCAGGCUGAGCCAAGACCUGGAGGCGUUGCUGAGCCAGAUGCAGGCGGAAGACCCUAGGGACCGGCCUGACCUCGAGAGCAUCAUAGCAUUGUGUGAAGAGAAGAUGCUCUUCACGUCCUCCUGCCGUCUGUGCCGGAGCCUCUCGGCCAUCGGGAGGAGGGUGCUCUCCAUUGAGUCCUUUGGAGCAUUUCAAGAUGUCACCGAGAGCGGCUGGAGCGGGAGACCUGCUGCAGGAGGCCUGGGGCCCAGGAAACAGCCGGGGGGCCGCGCUGCAGACCCAGAGUGCCUGCCCCAGCGCCCUGCCCCUGAAGCCCAUGGCAGCCCGGAGCAGUCUGCUGCUCUGCCCUCCAAGGCCCUGCUGUCAGCCCCUGUGAGAAACGGAGAGCGGCUGGCCAGCCUCAUCCUGGACACCCAGCGCCCCCUGGGUGACCUGGAGAGGAGCCGCCUGAGGAAGGUGCAGACAUUCCCCAGGCUCCUGCCCGACGGCCCUGAGGCCGGUACCCUCUGCCUGACGCUGACCCCCACCAAAAACCAGCCACCCAAAUCUGAAGUCUUCCCUCCAGACCCCAGGGAGGCCUUUCUAGAUGGGAAAAAUGGCCUUUCCAGCUACAAGUCACAGCCCAAGUCCAGACUGUGGCCAGAGCGGGAGCCCGAGCUCCAGCAGAGAGGACCUGGAGAUGCCAGCCGAAGCGGGGACAGGGUAUCUGGGGCACUGGGCUGGAGCCCUGUGGAGGAAAGCACCCCAUCCCGCUCCGAGGACCCCGGAGAUGCAGGCCCAGAGCCCAGGACUUCCAGGGCUGAUGAGGGGACUCCCGACAGAGCUGGGGAGCCGGCUAGUGCAGCAGGAGAGCAGGGCGUCUCCCUGCAGGAGCUCCUGUACCAGCUGGGCCGGCCCUUCAAGGAGUAUGAGCUCUGGGCUCUGUCCCACGCGUGUCUCACCGCUCUGCGCACUCACAGCGAGCACCCAGCCUACCUGUGCCUGGACUCUGUGCUGGUGGCCAAGGAUGGGGCUGUGCUCUUCAGCCCACCCCCUGCCAAUGGCACGUACGACACAUUUUUUCUGGCUCCUGAGGUUGCAGAGCAAGAACUGGUGACUGAGAAGGUAACUGGCCCUCCCCAUCCCUUCCUGCAGCUUCCUGCCCCCACAUCCCCAGUGGAGCCCCCCUUCUGCCCCGAGAGCCUGGCAGUGGGGAAGGAGGCAGGGUACCCUCCCCCAGAGCAGCGGGUCACAUCCAGAGCCCUGGCUCUCCUGGCCUGGGCAGCAUCCCCCUAG